AUGCAUUCAGUAGCUCUUACUGAAGACAGCAACCACCCUGCCACCUGUUGGAAAAAGCUGAAACUACUUCAGAAAUCGCACUUACCACUUAUUAAUUUGUACCAGGACCAAGUAAACAUAGAGUCAAAGAAGAAGACUGUUAAAUUUAUUGGUGAACUUGUCAAUUUUGGAGUGUAUGCCAAGAAGGAAGUGCUGCGUGCAUUGAAGCUGCUCUUAUACGACUUUACCCACCACAAUAUAGAAAUGGUGUGUUGUCUACUGGAGACAUGUGGAUGUGUAUUGUAUGCAGCAUCAGAUACUCACCUCAGCAUUAAGUACUAUCUUGAGCAAAUGAUGAGGUUGAAGACAAUUAUGGCUUUAGAUUCCCGGUAUGUGAUUCUCAUAGAGAAUGCAUAUUACCACAUCUUGCCCCCUGAGAACACUGUUCUACAACCACCCGUCCAGCUGACACCACUACAGCAUUAUAUCUCCAAAACCAUCUAUAGUGAUUUAAUGGAGCCCAAUUCAGAGACGAUGGUGUUGACUGUGCUGAGGAGUCUGGACUGGGAGAGUGAGGAGACAGCAGCCUACACGGUCCAGUGUCUCACCAAGGCUUUCAAUAUUGGUUAUUCUCGUAUUCGAGCUCUAGCCAGCGUCGUUUCCAUGCUGACAGACUAUCAGGAGGAGGGCGUCUGUUGUGUGGUAGAUGGAGUUCUAGAAGACAUCCGUCUUGGUAUGGAAGUGAACAAAGCUUCAAUGAACCAGAGGCGAGUUGCCAUGAUCAAGUAUUUGGGCGAGCUGUACAAUUACCGGCUGCUGGACACUGCAGAUAUACUCAGGGUGUUGUACUCCAUGUUAUCAUUUGAGAUGGUACAGGAACAGUCCAAGGUUGUUUGUGUUGAUCCUCCGACCAGUAUCAUCCGGUUACAUCUUAUACUGCUGUUGUUGAAUACUUGUGCCUUCCCUCUCUCCAACCAAGAGAUCUACAACAAACUCAAAUAUUUUUGUACCUACUUCCAGCAUUAUUACUGGAUGAAAAGAUCUUCUCCAAUGUGGUCGGAAGAGAGACCAUUUCCCACCGACUUGAUCUACCGGUUUGAAGAUGUUAUAUUUUCAAUAUGUUCUGAAUUUACUUUAGCUAAAGACCUUGAAGAAGCAAAUGAUUUUGUUACGGAUACAAACAUUAAACUCUGUUCUGAAAUGGCUCGGAUUAAUCCAGAUUAUGUUGAAUUGUUAGCAACAGUUUUUGAAGAGGAUGAGGAUGAUAGUGAAGAUGUAAAUGAAGAUGAGGAUGUGUCAAAAACUAAAUCAGAGUCACAAGUCAAGUUAGAGAAAAAAGAAGAAUCAGAGGAUGAUUUUAUACAGGAAUAUAAUAAAAUUAUUACAGAAAGCUUGAAAACACCUGAGAUAAAUAAACACAAAACGAAGACUGAAAUUUCACUUCCAUUAGGAUAUAAAAAAUUAAUAACAGAUGGUGAGCCUCAAUUUGUUCUGCUAUUCAAAAAAGGAAACAAGCAACUGUACAAACCACUCAAACUUCCUCCUGAUCAUGAGUUUUUUGCUGGUCUUAAAUCUGGAGAAGAGGCUAUUAGGAAAGAAAAUGCCAAGUUUAAAAGACUGACUCUUGAUAUAAACGAACGUUUACAGGAUGAAAUUUGAGGUUUUGAGCCUGGUACCAUAUAUUGGAUAUAAGUUGAAGAACAUUCUUAUAUAUAAUUAAUAUUUCUUUUAAACCCUAAUCAGUGCAUAAAUUGUUUGUCGAGGCACCAAGAGUCGAUAAUUAAAUGUUUUAUUGAAAUGUGAAAAUUUAUGUCCAUGUCAUAAAAUUUGUUUCUGUUAA
Messenger RNA from Homalodisca vitripennis (glassy-winged sharpshooter), 1819 nucleotides. Its product is annotated as regulator of nonsense transcripts 2-like. Gene Ontology annotation, cellular component: cytoplasm; exon-exon junction complex. Gene Ontology annotation, molecular function: RNA binding; protein binding. The transcript has 13 exons. The coding region runs from base 1 to 1638 and encodes 545 amino acids. The record is from RefSeq and is a predicted model, not a curated record. Lineage: Eukaryota; Metazoa; Arthropoda; Insecta; Hemiptera; Cicadellidae. Gene Ontology annotation, biological process: nuclear-transcribed mRNA catabolic process, nonsense-mediated decay.